Messenger RNA from Myotis lucifugus (little brown bat), 4896 nucleotides. RefSeq names its product 6-phosphofructo-2-kinase/fructose-2,6-biphosphatase 3 (gene PFKFB3). Gene Ontology annotation, cellular component: cytosol. The transcript has 18 exons. The record is from RefSeq and is a predicted model, not a curated record. Gene Ontology annotation, molecular function: ATP binding; fructose-2,6-bisphosphate 2-phosphatase activity; 6-phosphofructo-2-kinase activity. Bases 377 to 2164 code for a protein of 595 amino acids. Lineage: Eukaryota; Metazoa; Chordata; Mammalia; Chiroptera; Vespertilionidae. Gene Ontology annotation, biological process: fructose 2,6-bisphosphate metabolic process; fructose metabolic process.
AGAGCUGGAGAGGAGGCGAGCGGGAGCAAACCGCGGAGGACUGGACUGGCUCACUGGGACUGCGGCUGUCACUGCUCUUCGAGCAUCCCUGAGUGGGGGACUUCCUGAGUGGAGGGGCCAGGCCCUGCGGAAGUUGCGGGUGUAUCCCCAGACCCACGCCCCUUUCGAAGCGCUCGCGGAACCUCUCGCCCCGUGCGGGGGUUCGUCAUUUAGCACAAAGCACGUUUCCAAAAAAGCAGCGCUAGGGAGAGCGCCCGGGCCGCGCUUCCGCGCACAAACUCCCUCUUUCCCUUUGUUUCUGGGAGUCGACAAGCCGAUCUCUUCCCCAAGUCUGAAUUAUUCGCAAGAGGAGGGCCGCCGAGUCUAGGCUGUGAAGAUGCCCCUGGAGCUGACUCAGAGCCGGGUGCAGAAGAUCUGGAUCCCGGUGGACCACCGUCCUUCGUUGCCCAGAACCUGUGGGCCGAAGCUGACCAACUCCCCAACGGUGAUUGUCAUGGUAGGCCUCCCCGCCCGGGGUAAGACCUACAUAUCCAAGAAGCUGACUCGAUACCUCAACUGGAUUGGUGUCCCCACGAAAGUGUUCAACGUUGGAGAGUACCGCCGGGAGGCCGUGAAGCACUACAGCUCCUACAACUUCUUCCGCCCUGACAACGAGGAGGCCAUGAGAGUCCGAAAGCAGUGUGCCCUCGCUGCCUUGAGAGACGUCAAAAGUUACCUGACGAAGGAAGGGGGCCAAAUUUCGGUUUUCGAUGCCACCAAUACUACUAGAGAGAGGAGACACAUGAUCCUUAAUUUUGCCAAAGAAAAUGAUUUCAAGGUGUUUUUCAUCGAGUCAGUGUGUGAUGACCCUACUGUUGUGGCCUCCAACAUUAGGGAAGUGAAAAUCUCCAGCCCGGAUUACAAAGACUGCAACUCAGCAGAGGCCAUGGAGGACUUCUAUGAAGCCAGCUAUCAGCCCCUCGACCCCGACAAAUAUGACAGGGACCUGUCCUUGAUCAAGGUGAUCGAUGUGGGCCGGCGGUUCUUGGUGAACAGAGUUCAGGACCACAUUCAGAGCCGUAUUGUGUACUACCUGAUGAACAUCCACGUGCAGCCCCGCACCAUCUACCUGUGUCGGCACGGAGAGAGCGAGCACAACCUCCAGGGGAAGAUCGGAGGGGACUCAGGCCUGUCCGUCAGGGGCAGGAAGUUUGCCAACGCCCUGAGCAAAUUUGUGGAGGAGCAGAACCUGAAGGACCUCAAGGUGUGGGCCAGCCAGCUGAAGAGCACCAUCCAGACGGCAGAAGCCCUUCAGCUUCCCUAUGAGCAGUGGAAAGCGCUCAACGAAAUCGAUGCUGGUGUCUGUGAGGAGAUGACCUACGAGGAGAUCAAGGACACCUACCCUGAGGAGUACGCUCUGCGCGAGCAGGACAAGUACUACUACCGGUACCCCACCGGGGAGUCCUACCAGGACCUGGUCCAGCGCCUGGAGCCAGUGAUCAUGGAGCUGGAGCGGCAGGAGAAUGUGCUGGUCAUCUGCCACCAGGCCGUCCUGCGCUGCCUGCUGGCCUACUUCCUGGAUAAGAGUGCAGAGGAAAUGCCUUACCUGAGAUGCCCCCUUCACACCGUCCUGAAGCUGACGCCAGUCGCUUACGGCUGCCGCGUAGAAUCCAUCUACCUGAAUGUGGAGUCCGUGAACACACACCGGGAGAGGUCAGAGGACGCAAAGAAGGGACCUAACCCACUCAUGAGACGCAAUAGUGUCACCCCACUAGCCAGCCCCGAGCCCACCAAAAAGCCUCGCAUCAACAGCUUUGAGGAGCAUGUGGCCUCUACCUCCGCUGCCCUGCCCAACUGCCUGCCCCCGGAGGUGCCCGCGCAGCUGCCUGGACAACCUUUGCUAGGGAAAGCCUGUUUGAUGUCUGAGGGCAGUUGCUAUCCCCGUUUAGCAGACGAGGGCCCAGGUCAGCCGGCCAGUGGCAUUUCUUCUCAUGAGCAGCAGGAGCACCAAGAGGCUGGGGAGUGGGGGAACCCCUGGGAUCUUAAGGGCUGUGGUUGGAGGAUGCCCGUAAAUGUGGUUUCCCAACAAAGCGAGCAUGACGGCCCAGCCAAUGUGGUGUCCUCCAGUCCAGUCCUGGGGGCUGUAUCCUGUGCUUGGGGCCAGCCAUUCACCAUGCAUCCUUGACUUGGAAAUUUCAAAUGCACACUAACAACAAAAUGCUACCUAAAACAUGAAUGGCUCCCAGAGCAGCGUCGACUCCUCCCAGACACACUGAGGCAGACCCAUCGGUUCCAUUCCAUUUCCAUUCCCGCAGCUUAGGUAGGGCUCUUCCCUCCACCGAGGCCGACCAUGCCAACGGCUUCUCCCGGAAAGGGAUGGGCGGUGUAGAAGAAGGGUCUGCUGGUCAAAGUGAACCUCUGCUCCCAACAGCACCUGGGCGGCCAAGACCCCAGCACGCCUUUCCUGUGUGUGCACAGAAUCUAUGCUUCUGUGGCCACCCCCAUCCCAUGCUCUCCCCACUGUCCAGGCUGUGUGGCCUCACGGACCCUUCAUAAGACUUGGUGAGGACAAUGAGCUGUGGAGGAGGUGAGAAGGCCCCGAGGAGGGGACGGACGUUGGGCACCUCAUGCUGUUUUUCUGUUUCAUGUCUGUGACCUUGGCCUGGAAUGUUCCCAGCUGGGAAAAUGACAUUGGUCUCAGAAUCCUAACAUUAAAGGGGCCUAGGUCCCAGUUGCUGACAGUUCAGGGACGUAGAAAACUUUCAUAAGGCUUGUUGGGGCAUCUUUGCCUGGGAUGUUGACCUGUGAAGAAAAGAUGAGUUGCUGGGGUGGAGCCGGCCAGAGAGCCAGUCUGGAGGUGCAGACAGAAGUCCCUGAGCUGGACUCGCUCAUCAACUAAGCAGUGACCCUCUCCGUGUCCACACACCGUCCCAGGUCUGUGCUCAGCCGCUGAAGAUGUUGGACAGUCUGGCGGUGUUGGCAAGAGGAAAUGGCACCGGGGCCUCACCCUUCCCGGGAGCUGCGUGGUCCCUCUGCCGCAGGCCCGGAUCAGAGGCACCUGAGCAAGACAUGGCUUCCCUGGGGCUGCUUUGCUUUGAAAUUUUUCUGGCAGAACAUGUGACCUGAACAUCAUACCUUCCCUUCAGGAAUUUAGAUGUUUGGGUUUUGUGCCCCUGGGGGCUAGAGCUCUUGAAGAAUGUGGGGAGUCAGGCAUUCCCAUGAGAUGGGGGGCGCAGAGGAACCCCAGUAAACGGCUGGGAGCAAGCGCUCAGAUCAUUGCAAGACAGCCCCCGGGAGACAGCAUGGAGAACAAGGAUCCAGCCUCCUUCCUUCAGGACAUUCAUCACUUCCUAUGUUUCCCAGGUGGGGACAGUGGCCCAAGCCAGGCCUCACUCUGGGCCACUUCCUCCAAGAGGCUAUGUUCAUGGCCUCCCGCAGGAGUCGGCUCAUUCCCGCACGUUUUCAUGGAGCAUCUGCUGUAUGCCGAGCAUGGUGUGGGUUCCUCGGGCAAUGUCCUCUCUUGCCUUAGUGACACCUGUGACAUUUUUGGGGGGGCUCUUUCAAGCAGGAAUUGGGGAACAUGUGAUUCUAAAUACCUGUAGUUUCUAUCCUUGUUGCCUCCAAGUAGAGGGUGUCCUGAGGUCCAGAAGAAACGGUUUGGAGACAGCUUUUGUCCAAAUGACCUUUGAGGAUCUUUCUAAAAGCUGGUGCCAAAGGUCAUGUUCCUUUCCUGCCCUCUGCUUUUGAGCCUGACAUCCUCACCCUGCUUGGCCUGUGAGCUAGCUGAGAGCAGGCGUGGGCAGGCUGAGACAGAGGGAGUGGGAAGUGGAGAGAACAGCUAUUUUUACUUGAGAGGAGCUUUUAGAGAGUGUACGCUUCUCUGAUUGGGAUUACUUGGGAAGUGGAACACGCUUCAGAUACCAUACAAUAAAAUUGGAGGUUGUCACACCAAAUCACUCAACCCCUGCCCCUUACUUGGCAGUCUGCCUGAGAGGAUCUGUAUGUAACAUUCUUUACCACUGAAGAUAGGUUAUUUUCCCUCUUUCUCGCUAUCUUGUGUCCAGUUGACACAAGUGUGUGCUUGUAGGGUGGUCGUAUAUUUAGGCAGAGGGGCCUGUGGUUCUGCUCUUGAGGAAGAUGUCACUGUGUCCCACUUUCUGGAAUUCUCUUCCUGGUUGUCAGAGCUAGCUCUGGUUUUUGACUCUUACAGCCGAUUUGAGUGGGGCUGCAUGAAGGUGCACACCCUUGCCUCUGACAGCCUGAAGUAGGUACAGACAAAUGAGGCUUUGCCUCCCACAGAACAUAGUUGUAAGGGCCUGGGGUGGGGCAUAGGCAUGAAUAUGGAUGGGGAGGGAGCCUUGGGAGGAGCAGAAUGCUGCUGAGGUCACCUCUGAGGAGGUGUUGGAUGGAGGGUGUAUGGGAGCUGCAGGCACGGAGCACUUGCUACUUUAUUGCCUCUCACUCCCCCUCAACCCCACCCAAAAAAUAUCUGGGACCAAUUUUUUUAACUUUGCAUAUUUGUUUUUGGGUAGGUGUACCCCUCUCCUUUUUCUGUCCUGAGACCCUGGACAAAACUCUUCAUUUGGGGGGAGGAGAAGAACUGUUUGAACCACACCAAUGAUGAUUUCGUUUGUAAUACUUGAAAGUUAUUUUUUUAUUAUUUUGAUAGCAAAUGUGCUAUUUAUUUAUUUAAUGUGUAUAAAGGAGCUUGAACAUAGAUAAUUUCUUACAUUGGGUUGUUGUUUGUCGGUUGGUUUGGGGCCUUUUACGUGCGACUUAAGACUUCUCUGCAUUCUGUAUAUUUGUGUGAAUUAAUUAUCUGGGAUGAAGCUGUGCCGGCUUUCACACAGGGGCUGCCUUUCAGAAAUUUGUAUAUUUUGCAGUUGCCAGAACAAUAAAAUACCCAAUUGAAAUACA